AUGGCGUCUAAGUCGACCAAGGACGCGAAGGCAAUCAUAUGCAUGUCUGAUUAUUGUGAUGUACUAUACAAGGGACCAGGCGGAGUCAUUGUGAGUCAAAACUACCCUAAUGAGUAUGAAAAUGACUUGGAAUGUGGCAACAACAUCACUUGCCCUGUUGGUGAGCUCAUCGACAUAGAAUUCAACGCAUGGGACGUCGAAUAUUUUGAUGAGCUAUGGAUAGUGGACGGGGCCUUGCAUACAAAACUCAACGGCGAUCCAUACCUCGGCAAAACCAACGAAGCCUACCUCGUCUUUGAAACUGACUAUUCAAUCGUUCAUUCUGGAUGGAGCCUUAACUACUCAUGUGUCCAAACGGAAAAACCGUAUCCUGUCUUCUUCUGGCCCUUAAAUGGUUAUCUGAGGGGGAAAGAUAUUGGCGGAUAUGCGGUUCACAGCUUCACCGAUAACCUGGAGUUCGCGGAGGGAGUUGGCGGCAUCGCUGAAGGCUCAAUCACAUUCACUACCAACGCGCCGUACCUGAUCAUCGACAUGCCCUCAGAUACUAUUUCAACGUUCUCGGUUACUCUAUUGGUCUAUCCAGAGGCUUCAAGCUCUGUGAAUCACGUCAUGACUGCUCUGAACAACCAAGGAGAGAUAAAAAUGAAGAUAAACAUUUUCAACAAUACGGACCUCGACGCAAUUUUCUUCUUCCCAAGCGGUGACUUCAAGCUGUCCGCUAGAAACGCGAUACUCCUUCAGAAAUGGAUAUUCGUCGUUCUCACCUACGACAUUAACACUCAAGUCGCGCGGCUGUGGGUGAAUGGUGUGCCAGUCAUAGAGGGGCAGGUCGGCAGCUUGAACAUACAGGUGAAGAGAAUUGUUGUCAGCAAUGACCGAUAUCCGUUUAACGGAAGGAUCUCGUGUCUUCAGAUAUACGAAAUUGCUCUGAACUCAACUCACGUAAGGAAAGCAGGGAAUUUGUGUAACGGUACAGUUGGAGCGACGCGGCUAGUGGGACACACGAGCGAUGCUGGGCAGGUGGAAAUCUUUUACAACAAUACCUGGGCAAAAGUGUGCCGACACCCAGAUUAUGACAUGAUGAACUUCUUAGCUGCCCAAGUGGUGUGCAUGGGACUAGGACUGGAUUGGGGACAGGUAACGACCCGUGCACCGAAUGAGAUACCAGAAAACUUGUCUCAACCCAGUUGGCUCAGAGGCGUGGACUGUAACUCGCUGGAAGUAUCCCUUGCAGAAUGUAAACACUCCCCCUGGGAACUGGAACUUUGUUCCGUGGAUAAAGUUUUGACCGUGAGCUGCUUUGCUUUCGAAACGACGACACAGGAAUCAUCAACAUCCCAACUAUCACCUAUAGUAACAACGGAUAUGACUACCCAGAAUUCAGAAUUGACUACAGACUUUGAAACUACCAUUGAAUUAUUGGAAAGUGAUACAACUGAGGCGGCAAUGACAACAGCCUACGAAACUGAAGCUGCAAAGAUGACGACAAUAGCAUCAGAUACAUCGCCAGUUGAAUCAACACCGAGUCCAACGACGACGUCAGCAGAAACCACAGAUAUCACUACCGAGCCUAUGGAGACAACAUAUGUACUAGUAAGUACUGUAGUGGUAACAACAGAUGUGCUGACAACAGAUCCAUCAACCACCGCAUUGACAACAUCAUCUGCAGCGACACCUACCACAUCAACGGCAUCUGCAGGACCGACAACCGCAGCACAAAGAACUGCAGAAUCAACAUCUACCGAGAUAGCAACUGGCCCAUUGUCUGAUGAAUCAGAACAAUCCGUCAUUGGCGUGCGAGCAGAAACCUGUACCUCCUGGACAGCUUGGUUCGACAAAGACAAUCCUCUAGGCAAUUAUGAUAGAGAAGACCUGGCCGAUCUUCAGACGAAGCACCCUGGGCAGAUCUGUGCCACGCCUGUUGGGAUUCAUGCCCGUGUGCACGGGACCCGCAUGGGGGCGCUGCUGACCGGAGAGCUGUUCGAAGCAUUUGGUCCGACCUCCGGCAUCGUGUGCAAGAACAGCGAUCAGGCCGAUGGCAUCUGUGAGGACUACGAAGCGCGAUAUUGUUGUGAGACCAGCAACGUUUGUCGUACGUUUGCCACGAACCGGGGACUAUCUGACACCUUCAAUAACCCACCUGCAUCGUCUCCAGUAAAGUUUAAAGUACAGGCUACAUACCACGUCAAUGUCCUUCUAUCUAGUCGCAAUUACUGGAUGCCAGAAAAGUACAUAAUUACCAUUGGCAACACACACUCCCUCAUUAGGAAAAAUGAUUGGAACCGGAUCACUGCAGAAGUUCUUGCUACCGGAUUUCUAUCUCCAACGCAAUACAAGGGGUUUUGGAUUUCCUGGACGCUGAACGGAACAAUCGCAGUCGGGAGGGAGGGCGAUGUAACCCCGUUCAUGCAGUUCUCAGACCCCGAUCCACUGCCGAUCCGCUUUGUCGGUUUCCGCACCUGGAAAACAGAAUACGGAUCCUUGGAAAUCUGUGACGAAGAAUGUUCUACUGUUAGCCCCAAUGUAGGCCUGGCCCUGUCGUACAACAUGACAAAGUUUCCAAACUAUGCAGGGCACCAGAAUGAAUCAGAGCUGCGGAGUUCGCCAACAGAAUUAGAGGCCUUUAGAACUCUGGCGAAUGAUAAUUGUCAUCCACAUAUCCGCCAUCUUGUUUUCUCCAUUGUCGUGCCGCAGUGCGUGUCGGGAAGGACGUAUCCGCCAUGUUACGAAUUUUGCAGGCGGGUUAGGAAAAGUUGUGUUGACGUGAUUGGUGCAUCAGUGGUUAAAAAUCUAUUUUGGUGCGUUGAUUUUCCCCGGGCCAGUGAAGUUGUGUAUUGUGUGGAUCCGGAAUCGCUGUGGAGAGAAGACGGUCGAUGUGGCACCGUUUUUCCGGCACCGGGUGCGACGGUAGCGCAGUGCCAUCCGGAAUAUUUCCCAUGCUGCACCAUGGACGGAUGGUGUGAGCCCCAAAGCGUGUGCACAGACCCACUGGUCCCCUCCGACGGUGGAACUAUGGAGGAAUACCGGCGAUGGGAAACAGGAGAGGCGCUGCCGGAAUCAUAUAACGCCAAGGAGAGCCCAAUCGACAUGCAGAAAGGUAAACUUCUGCCGACAUCUUCAGGAGUAAAGAUUGACAGUUUUGGUUGGCUGUCAGAGGAAACAAUGAAUUUCAACGUGACUGCCACCUUCACGGUAGCCUGGACCGACCCCCGCCUGGCUAACCUGGGCGGCAGGACGUGGAUCCCCGUGCCGGCACAUGUUCUGUGGCUUCCGUCAGUGAAGUUUGGCAAGAAGGUGCGAGCCAGCUGGUACGUAAUCUCUAGAUCCUCGCAAGGAAAAGGUACCAGGGAUGAAGAGGGGACCAUGACAACAUGGCUGUCUCCUGACGGCCAGAUCAGCCACUCAAUCAGGCGGAAGUUGAGCGUAUUCUGUCGCCUGGAUCUGCGCAGUUAUCCUUUUGACAAACAGACGUGCAGCUUACAGCUACAAGGAUUCGGGGGCAUCGUGUUUCAAAUCAGCCGUGUGCCUGGUGGAAGAAGCCCGAUGGUUCUUGAUCUAACUGAAGCGGAUUCACAAUUUGUCCUCCGAGAGACAGAACUGUUGGGAACUGUGGCGUCAAAAAGACAAGACGGUAUAGGUUGUACCUUCUUCCACCAGAGGUGCAUGCUGGGUAAGAGUGCAGACACGUGUCCGUACCUGCGUUUCUGUGAUACCAGAGACCCGGUCUGUGGCUCCCCAGACGUGUACUCCACCAUUGAAGUGAGGUUCCAUUUCCAGAGAAGACUUCCCUACUAUGUUCUACAAACCUUCAUCCCGACCACUACAGUAGUGGUCGUGUCCUGGUCGUCUUUCUGGAUCCACUUCAGCGAGGCGUCUGCACGGGUCGCCAUCGGCAGUACUACCCUGCUGAUGCUCAUCCGCCUGGGGAGCCAGACUAUGCGGAUGCCACACAUAUCCUACAUCCGGGCAAUUGACAUCUGGCACAUCGGCUGCCUCGUUUUCGCCCUGCUGGUGACGUUAGAGUUCGCAGUGGUGCACUUCUUACACAGUACAGACGGCAAGAAGGCAGACAUCAAGAAGCACUGGAAAAAUUCGGCUAGAAGACGGAGAUCCAGAGUUGAGCCCGUGCAGUUCAUCGAAGAACGCAUGGCGGAUGAAGUUUCCAAGAAAGACGAUGAACCAAAGACAAGGGUCAAACUGACAAAGUCUACGACAGAACGGCCUACUACAGGUGGCAACAAAAGAUCUGCAGAUCGUAAGAUUUCCGCCAGGGGUCGUAAAGCAGAGAAGGCGAGGCCAGUACGGCCGGCGAAAGUUCCUGUUGGUGUACCGGUGCUCCUGAUGUAA
Molecule: messenger RNA, 4347 nt
Organism: Branchiostoma belcheri (Belcher's lancelet)
Lineage: Eukaryota; Metazoa; Chordata; Leptocardii; Amphioxiformes; Branchiostomatidae
Exons: 21
Coding region: 1-4347 (1448 amino acids)
Biological process (GO): signal transduction; chloride transmembrane transport; regulation of membrane potential
Cellular component (GO): synapse; membrane; neuron projection
Molecular function (GO): neurotransmitter receptor activity; protein binding; transmembrane signaling receptor activity
Source: RefSeq, a predicted model, not a curated record